Mytilinidion resinicola is the source of this 1973-nucleotide messenger RNA. RefSeq lists its product as uncharacterized. NCBI's taxonomy places the organism in Eukaryota, Fungi, Ascomycota, Dothideomycetes, Mytilinidiales, Mytilinidiaceae. The record is from RefSeq and is a predicted model, not a curated record. The transcript is spliced from 3 exons. The coding region runs from base 92 to 1519 and encodes 475 amino acids.
ACGCCCAAUUUUCUGCACUGCUCUCAGCGGUAGAUUCAACCAGUCUCCUGUUCUUGCUUGAAGACAACUUAUAGGCGCCACGUCUAGCGAAAUGGAUUUUCUCGAUGCUCAGGGAAAGACAAGAUCCAACUUCUUGAAACGAAUCUCAGCAAAGGUUCGCCGCCCUUGCCUUCGCCUUGCAAGGCCAGACACAUACCUGGAACAAGGAGAAUCAAACGCCGGUUUACCCGACAUCGUCAGCCUGGGCACCCUAAAGAAACAAUCAGCAUGCCCUCCAAACCCAAGUCUACCUCAACUUAUACCAAAGCCAUCACGCUGCUCCAAGCGACAAGAAGCCGCACUCCACAACGCCAAAGCCCCACUCCUUCGACUCCCCGACGAGCUUCUAGUCAUGAUCGGCACCCACAUUUCACCCAUUUCUAAGCUCCUACUCCAUCAAACAUGCCAGAAAGCCUUUGACAUCUUUACGCCCUCUCCCGGGGUCUUCCCCCUCAAUGAAUUUGACCCGGAAAUCGCACUGCUAGAAAUGGCUCAUCUUCCUACUUCAAUAACAGACACUCCGCCACCGAACGCCCGCCCCGGUAUCCGCAUCUGGUGCAGUGAAUGCCAAACACGCCACGCCGACUCGUUCUUCUCUGCCUCCGAACGGGCGCUACCUCCCCCAACACGAGGAUGUGCUGGCACACGAGACCGACUUAGGCUAUGCGCGCACCAUAGCUUUACGCUUGCGGAAAUAACGGCAAAGAUGCACAACGGCUCCGUGGACUUCAAGUGCAGCGAUACUAGUCACCAAGUCCCACAUUGGCCGUGGGGAUUGCUAAGGCGGCCGCAUAUCAACGGUCCAGGCUCUCGUCGCAUCAAUUCAGAAGGUUACGUGUCCGUUCGAUCUGCGUUCUCGAUUAUGACUGUAUCGAGGAAGGCCGCCGUUCAGAUAUCCGAGUUGCAGAGAGAGCUAGAGACAUCUAGAGAGACGAUUUGCCCGCACCUGGACGUUCGCGAUCCGGUGAUCGCAAACUUUAUCAGCAAGUUAGUUGCAGCGAGACAAGAUGGUUCGCUGACGUGGCACCGGAGAGAGGAGUUUGCCUGCUCGCACGAUGCUUUCCUCUCGGAUGCGUGCGUCAGGUGGCACCGCCGGAGAGAUUCGGUGGAUUUCAUAGCUGCGCAGGGGGCUUGGAGGUCGGACUCGUGGGAGAUGAAUUGCUGCUUGACCGACUUCCUGGAGGUGGAUGGUAAGCGAAGUUUCCACACAGUCUGUGGCUGUACGUCGCUUCUUGAGGUGUAUAUGCGUCGGUUGCCAGGGGCGGAUGCGGAGGAAAUAAUCAUGGAGGUGGUGAGGCUUGCGAAGCUUGACGCGACGAGUCGGGAAUGGUUGGCGGCGAUUGGGCAUGAGUGGCCAGCGGACCAUCCUGUGAGACGACUUAGGCCAAGGGAUGGGUGGGAUGGGAUCAUUACUACACCUGCUGCGAAAGCGUGGGUUCACCGAGAAGACGGCGAGCGACCAGAAAGUAGUAGGCCGUAAAGCUGGGCACACGGAUCUCACACUCCUUAGGCUCUGCUCUUGCUCGCUUGCCACUGCGAGAGGUACCCCAGCUAGCCGGUCUCAAUGUAUGAACCUCGACAUUUUAUCUAGAGUCUCAGAAAUCCGUUAAGUGCAAAUGGAUGCGGUCCGGUUUCUAUCUUGCUCAAUUAACACCAUUGUAAGGAGUACUCCAGCUACCGAGUUUCUAGUCAGCCAAAAGCCAAAAGGUAGACUAAUCUCCACUACGUCAACUUUGACAUCGUAUUUCGAUUUCAAUAGCCUAUAGAGGUACCAUAAGCAGUGGGAAGUCGAUAUACCUGGGCUUUUGGCAAGAGAAUGUAUACAGCGACUGGCUUUGGGGCUUCAACGUGGUUAGUAGUCGUUUAGCAUGAUGCUCGACCAAUAUUGUUCACGAAAUCUAGAUAUCGUGGACUUGUUUCGAAUGCAUCGGUUC